This is a messenger RNA of Paraglomus brasilianum, 3597 nucleotides long. The record is from the annotation of a GenBank genome assembly. NCBI's taxonomy places the organism in Eukaryota, Fungi, Glomeromycota, Glomeromycetes, Paraglomerales, Paraglomeraceae.
AUGGAGGGAAAAUUCGAAAAGAUCCGUAAUCAGAUUAACUCUAAACUGGAUAAUCAGAAACAGGCAUUUGCACAGAUUGCUCAAUUACUGUUGGCCGUUGAACAAACAAUCAAAGAGCAGAAUGUUGCCGCCACAGCGACUGCAUAUUUUGGCGCACUUAUGACAAUGCUUGAUCAAACGUCACAAAACGAAAAGGCCAAAGAGCUGCGUGGACCAAUCUUGUACAUUUUGAAUAUGGUAUUACCCGAGCUGCCGCAAGCAAUAUCGCGCAAUAAAUUUAACGAAAUAUGGACAAUAUUAUCACAAAUCUUGGAAGAAAAGGAGAUAGAAGCUGCUAUGCUCAGAUCAGUUGCAGGAUGUCUGGAAAGUCUCCUCCUCGUCCAAGAUGCACAAAAAUGGAAUGAUUCAUUAACUAGAAAGGCAUUUACAUCUUUGUUGCUACUAUCUGUGGAUCGCAGGCCCAAGCCGCGAAAGAGAGCGCAAGAUGCAGUAAUCGUUAUUCUAAAUCAUCCUCCAGUAUCAUCUGUUCUCCAUCCAGCCGCUGGAAUGGCAUCAGAAUACUGUUUGAGAAUCUUGAAAAACACUGUAAAGUCAGAUAGACAAUCGGCGAUGCACAUACUUUCGCUUAUCAAGGCAAUCACUGGAAAUUGGCCCGCAAGUGGUCUUACGAUUCUCUGUCAAACACUGUUGAGCCUACCCAAAUACAAUGAUGCCUUUCUUACUGUAUCAACGUUUGAAGUCUUUGAAGCUCUUUUUAGAAAUAAUGGUGAUGGAUUUGCCAACAAUGGAAUUGAAGAUAUAAUAAAAUCAUUGGUUAGACUCACACCAAAUAUCCAAGAUGUCCAAGUAGCUCCUGUAUGGUUAGAAGUGGUUUCGAGAGGCUAUGUGAUAUAUUCAAAAGUCGACCCAUCAUCAAGUGCACAAUCCUUCCACGAUUUCUUCUUGAUACUUUUUACACUUCUCGAAUCCGACAAACAAGUCAUAAUAACGGCUGCUUCUCGAUGUCUCGCAACACUGACGUCUGAAUGCAUAACAGACACAAUGAUUAAAGAGACCUUGUCUAGAUGGAACAUUCAACGUGAAAACACUACUUUGGCAAAAACUAUCGCAACGGUGGAAGAAGGGUUUUCGAUCAAAUAUCAAGCUGCAUGGGGAGGGAUUUUGAACAUAUUGAAGGUGAUGUUUGAACGACUAGGGAAAUCAUCCAAAGAACUAUUGCUGCAUUUGUUGGAUAGGAUCGCCGAGUUGAGAGUCGAUUCUGCGCUCGGAUUAAAGGAUGUUGCCGACAAGACGCUUGGAGCGGCUAUCGCACAUGUGGAGCCAGAGCAUUUUUUGAUGGUGCUUCCUUUGAACUUGGAGAAUCCUGGAUCAACGGGAGAUGGUCGUGCGUGGCUUUUACCUUUACUGAGAGACCAUAUUCAAAAUACCUCUUUGGCUUAUUUUAUACAAAAUUUACUGCCAAUGAGCGAAAAACUUGUCCAGAAAUCGAUUGAAUUCCAAAGUAAAAAUCGCAUGAUUGAGGCAAAGGUUUAUGAGACUUUAACACAGCAAGUAUGGUCGCUCUUGCCUGGCUUUUGCAAUUUGCCGUAUGAUCUACCACAGGCACUCACGGAAGAAACGGCGGAAAUGUUGAGCACGAUGUUGUACAAGCAACCUGAACUGCGAUCAACUGUAUGUCAAGCACUGAAAUUACUAGUCGAGAAGAACAAAAAAUUCUUGAAUUCCGAAGAAGAUGACGACAAACUUAGAUACAAGUUCAAAAUGGACAAGGCGGCCGCGAAAGCGAACAUUGAGCUACUGUCAAGAUAUGCCCCUAAUUAUCUCGCAGUAUUCUUUAAUGUCUUUAGUCAAACAUGCCUUGGAAGUCGGGAAUAUAUUCUAGAAGUAACCAAUACAUAUUUGAGCAUCACGGGUGCGCAGGACAUUGCCGUUACGUUUCGUAAAAUUAUUCAAUUAUAUAUUGAAGCAUGCGCAGAUCCUGUGCCUCCAGCAAGACCAGACGAGCCACCACCAACAGCCUAUGUCAUGUUGGACUUGGCUAUUACUAUGAUUGAAUACCUGGAUUUGCAAGACAUUAAACAAUUCUACGACUUGAUUUCAAACCGACUUUCUGAAGAGGACCAAACGUUGCAAAAAAAAUUAUACAAAGCCUUUGUCAAGAUGUCAGAGACAGAGAAUGGCAAAAUUGUCAUUACACAAAAUCUGGAUGAUCUACAAGAGAAACUACUCGAGACAACUGCAGUGGCUGCUGCUCCUGCAAAAAAGGACCGACUGCGUCUAUUGAAUGAAGUCGUAAAGUUACUACCGUCGAAUGAUUUGCAUUUGAUACCCGGCGUGUUGAGUGAGGUCAUAUUAUCGACAAAAGAAGCAAAGAAAACUCGUAAUGCAGCUUAUGAUUUGCUUGUCGUCAUGGGUAAUAAGAUGAAGGCCGGUGGAGUUGUUGUUAUGCAAGGAGUGGCAGGCGCUGACGAAAUCGUUGAAGAUGCUCCAUCUACAGUAUCUGCAUCUAUCGAUGAGUUUGUAUUUUCCAUGGUUGUUGCCGGACUGGCUGCAACAACGCCGUAUAUGAUAAAUGCAACAAUUGCCUCGCUGUCUCGGUUGAUAUUCGAAUUCAAAGAUGACCUGGAUCCUAGCUUGUUGCACAAACUUCUCGACACGAUAGACAAUUUUGUUCAAUGUUCUACCAAGGAAAUCGUUAAAGCUGCUCUGGGUUUUGUAAAAGUUGUUAUCGUCUCGUUGUCUACAGAUUUCCUCUCUCCCCAUCUUCAGCAAAUAACCAACGGAAUACUUACCUGGUCUCACGAACACAAAGGCCACUUUAAAGUUAAAGUGAGACAUAUGAUUGAGAGAUUGAUUAGACGAUUUGGCUACGAAGUCGUUGAAAAAUAUAGCCAAAAAGUACAGAAAGUACGCCGUCAGGCUUUAACGAGCGCUUACGAAGAUGCUUUAUAUGGAAGUGAGAGUGACUUGGAAGACUCGGCCGACGAAAUCGAUGAACCUGCUUCACGCAAACCCGCCAAAUCAAAGAAAGACAAAUCAUCUUCCCGAAUAUGGAUCAAAGAGGAAGAAGACAUUCCAGUCGAUUUCCUUGAUCGUAGUGUCGUAUCGCGUAUCAUGGGUACUAACCCUCGAUCGAUUCGCAAGAAACCCAAAGCGUCAUCAGCGUUUAAAACGACGGGUGACGGCCGUAUGAUAAUUACAGAAUCCGAUAAUGAAGACAAUCCUACUAGCAAUGUUGCGUCAGAUGUUGCCAUGCAGGAUGUCGAGGAACGAUACCUCGAAGCUCAGCAAUCCACUAAUGCGUAUACUCGCGGACAGGGGAAUAAAAUAAAAUUCAAAACGAGAAAAAACGACGUGGAUUUGGAUGACGUUGAGCCCAUAGAUGCAAUAGCAAUUAGGAAUGCAAAAAAGAAAGAGAAAAAGAUGUUAGUUGGCAAGGAGUAUAGAGCCAAGAGGGCUGCCGGAGAUGUAAAGAGAAAGGGAAAGCCCGACCCAUAUGCCUAUGUGCCUUUAGCUAGCGUAUACAAAAAAUCGGGACAAAGAGGUAGUAAGAUUUCGAUGGUAGCAAAGGGCAGGGUGCAGAAGAGGCGAGCAUAA